Messenger RNA from Oryza sativa Japonica Group (Japanese rice), 1388 nucleotides. Its product is annotated as protein ANTHESIS POMOTING FACTOR 1. The record is from RefSeq and is a predicted model, not a curated record. Gene Ontology annotation, molecular function: chromatin binding; protein binding. Lineage: Eukaryota; Viridiplantae; Streptophyta; Magnoliopsida; Poales; Poaceae. Gene Ontology annotation, cellular component: Set1C/COMPASS complex.
UUGCGCCACCGGAGCCCGCAUCCGCAUCCACCACCUCCGCUCGCAAUCACUCUACAACAGAUCGGAAACCUCGCGGGCGGCGGCGGCGGCGGCGCGGGUAAGCGAGCGGACACCGGCGACGAGCGCGAGGAGGAGGAGGAGGAGGAAGGAGAAGAUGGCGGCGACGCUGUCGCAGCUCGACGACGGGAUCGUCCGCGGGAUGGCCAUCGGCGCGGUAUUCACCGACUACGCUGGGAAGAUAAACUGCCUCGACUUCCACCGCAAGGAGGAUCUCCUCGUCACCUCCAGCGAGGACGACUCCAUACGCCUCUACAACAUCACCAGCGCCACGUUGUUGAAGACUACAUAUCAUAGGAAACAUGGUGCUGACCGUGUCUGUUUCACUCACCAUCCGAGUUCUAUCUUAUGUUCAUCAAGAUACAAUCUAGAGUCAGCAGAGUCACUUCGUUAUUUAUCACUGUAUGACAACCGUUGCUUAAGAUAUUUUAAAGGACACAAAGACAGGGUUGUUUCACUAUGUAUGUCACCUGUCAACGAUAGUUUUAUGUCAGGAUCACUUGAUCACAGUGUCAGGAUAUGGGAUCUUCGUGUAAAUGCUUGUCAGGGUAUACUACGUUUGCGUGGUAGGCCUUCUGUUGCAUAUGAUCAGCAGGGACUUGUUUUUGCCGUGGCAAUGGAAGGAGGUGCUAUUAAGCUAUUUGAUUCCCGGUCAUAUGACAAAGGUCCCUUUGACACUUUCUUGGUUGGUGGAGAUACAGCUGAAGUUUCUGACAUCAAAUUUAGCAAUGAUGGCAAGUCCAUGCUUUUGACAACAACCAACAACCAUAUAUAUGUUCUGGAUGCAUAUGGAGGGGAUAAGAGGUGUGGCUUUAGUCUGGAGUCAUCUCCCAAUGUAGCAACUGAAGCUGCUUUUACUCCAGAUGGCCAAUAUGUAAUUUCAGGAUCUGGUGAUGGUACCUUGCAUGCUUGGAACAUCAAUACAAUACAAGAGAUUGCUUGUUGGAACAGUCACAUCGGUCCUAUCACUGCUUUGAAGUGGGCUCCCCGUCGAGCAAUGUUUGCAACUGCGUCAACUGCCCUAACUUUCUGGAUUCCCAACAAUUCCAGUUCGAAUUAGGUGCCUAGCAAAAAGGAUGGAACGUGUGAUAUGCUGAUUCAACAAACACUUGUAUCCUGUUCUUUCCUGCACAAGAUGGGUAUCGUGUAUGAAGUAUCAAUCUCUUUAUUACCAUCUGUGGCAAAAAAUGAUGAUGUACACCUUCCCAUUGUAUUCUCUUAUGGCUAUUGUUAAUACACAUAAAAUUUUCUGCAUCAGUCACCCAAAAUCUUCCUUUGCACUUCUCUCAGUGCAUCAUCAGAAAUGGAAAUCGUACAGCUGGUCCAAAUCU